GGAAGAUGCACACGACCCAGAAGGAUACCACGUACACCAAGAUCUUCGUCGGGGGCCUGCCCUACCACACCACGGACUCCAGCCUGCGCAAGUACUUCGAGGUGUUCGGGGAAAUCGAGGAAGCCGUGGUCAUCACCGACAGGCAGACGGGCAAAUCCAGGGGCUACGGAUUUGUGACCAUGGCUGACCGAGCUGCUGCAGAGAGGGCCUGCAAGGAUCCUAAUCCAAUCAUUGAUGGCAGAAAGGCGAAUGUGAACCUAGCAUACCUAGGAGCAAAACCAAGAAUAAUGCAGCCAGGUUUUGCCUUUGGUGUUCAGCAGCUCCAUCCAGCAUUAAUACAGAGGCCUUUUGGGAUCCCUGCCCACUAUGUCUAUCCACAGGCUUUUGUGCAGCCAGGAGUAGUAAUUCCACAUGUCCAACCCACUGCAGCUGCUGCCUCCACCUCACCUUACCUUGACUACACCGGAGCUGCCUAUGCUCAGUAUUCAGCUGCUGCUGCUGCUGCUGCAGCAGCAGCCUAUGACCAGUAUCCUUAUGCAGCAUCCCCGGCUGCUGCAGGCUAUGUCACCGCUGGGGGUUACGGCUACACAGUCCAGCAACCAAUCACUGCAGCGGCACCUGGGACAGCUGCAGCAGCCGCUGCUGCCUUUGGCCAAUAUCAGCCUCAACAGCUGCAAACAGAUCGCAUGCAAUAACAGAUGGACUCGUGAAGGAAGUUUUCUCUUUAAAUUUUUCUCAUAUUUACCUUCCAGCCUUCCAAUAGAAAUAGUUUUGAAAGAAGCAAUUAACCUUAACUAAUCCAGCUUUAUGGAAAAUUACAAUGCAAUAGAGUAU
Euleptes europaea (tarantolino) is the source of this 834-nucleotide messenger RNA. It is a transcript of the gene RBM24, whose product is annotated as RNA binding motif protein 24. Gene Ontology annotation, molecular function: mRNA 3'-UTR binding. Gene Ontology annotation, cellular component: cytosol. NCBI's taxonomy places the organism in Eukaryota, Metazoa, Chordata, Lepidosauria, Squamata, Sphaerodactylidae. The record is from RefSeq and is a predicted model, not a curated record. The coding region runs from base 6 to 695 and encodes 229 amino acids. The transcript has 4 exons.